Molecule: messenger RNA, 1713 nt
Organism: Pocillopora damicornis (cauliflower coral)
Lineage: Eukaryota; Metazoa; Cnidaria; Anthozoa; Scleractinia; Pocilloporidae
Product: rab-like protein 2A
Molecular function (GO): GTP binding; GTPase activity
Source: RefSeq, a predicted model, not a curated record
AUGAUGGGUAUUGCGAAGCUUGGAAUGAAAAUGGCGGCUAAUGAUGUUGUCGCGAAUCAUGAAAACGAAACGAGAGAUAAAAGGAGCAGCGAUGGUUCCGUCAAAGUUAUUUGCUUAGGAGACAGUGCUGUAGGGAAGUCAAAAUUGGUUGAGAGAUUUCUCAUGGAUGGAUAUAAACCACAGCAGCUUUCUACAUAUGCUCUGACCCUUUUUCAGUACAAGACAAGGGUUGAUGGAACUGAUGUUCGAGUUGAUUUCUGGGAUACAGCAGGACAAGAGAGAUUCAGUAGUAUGCACCCAUCAUAUUAUCAUCAAGCACAUUCUUGUCUACUAGUAUUUGAUAUUACAAGAAAAGUGACUUACAAAAAUCUUGCAAAAUGGUACAAAGAACUUAGGGAAUACAGAGAGAAUAUUCCUUGUAUAGUUAUAGCAAACAAAAUAGAUGUUGACUACACUAUGACACAGAAAAGUUUCAAUUUCCCCAAAAAGCAUGGUCUUCCUUUCUAUUUUGUGUCUGCAUCUGAUGGAACAAAUGUGGUUAAGGCCUUUCGAGAAGCAAUAAAGCUGGCAGUGAAAUAUAAAGAAAACUCAACAGAUUUUAUGGAUGAAGUUUUACGCGAACUUGAGAACUUUGAUGACAUGAAUCUUAAUCAAGAUGGUUAUGAUUCUUCAGAUAAAAAAAGCAGUGAAGAUGAGGAAAAGACAUGAUACCCACUGCUUUAAGGCUGGCUCCUGUGGUUCAUGCACACUGCUGUUUAAGUCAGUGGAAAGAAUAUUUCAACACAGAGUAAUUUAUUCUCCUUAUUAGAGUUUUUAAUUAUUAGUUAUUAAUAUUUAAAAGAUUUACAUUGUAAUAAAUGUAUUGACUGUUACAACUAUCAUACAGUCUGGGUGAUGCUAUGUCACUUUGCAAAUUUUCUCUGCUGGCUGAAGAGUAAUAUAACAUGACUGCAAGAAAACUGAAAUAGUCUAAGAAUUAUUUUGAUUCCAUCCUGAUGUCAUGGCAAAAGGCUUCAUGGUUUAACUUUACUAGAUCUGAGCCCAGAAAAAAUAAUCAUGAUUAUUUUUAUUGUACAGUGUAUAUGACCAAGAAUUCAUUUGUUGUAAAUCAAUAGCCAUGUUCAGCUAUAAUAUCAUAUGUACUUACCUACCGAAAAUUAUAUCUGAGAUGGGUUCUUUGUGGUAUUAUCUUCCUAAAUUUUGCUUGUUCUCAUCAGACUGAGACGCCUCUCUGUUAUUUUCAUGAUCUUAAUUAUGGUUUAGCAUUAUUAAUGGUUUAAAGCAUUAACUCGUCAUUUAAUUAUUAACAGCACGCCCAGCAGGGCCCGAACUCGCACAUAAAACUAUUGUUUUCCUUUAAAAAGUAAUUUCGUAGACCGUUUAGACUUGUCAUAGAAUUGAUUAGAGAGAGAAUGCGUUGCGUGAUCAGACUAGACCAAUGCGAAGGUGGCUACCUAUGGCAUUUUGUGGUAACACUUUUCGUAGGCCAGUCUGUGCAAUGUAAAUGUAAGCUAAUGUAAAUUGUAAAUUUAUCGGAAAUUGGUAUGAAGAAAACCAUCUGCGUUAGUACAAAACUCAAUGCUCGUGAGUAAAAGCGUAUCGGUUAAAACUUAUCUCUGUAACUAUGUCGUAAAAAUGCAGCUAUUAUUGGAUCAGUUACAGAGAAGCCAAAUGUAGUAUGAUUGUAACUAUCAUUACAGGAUGAGCUAGGCA